AUGUCACCUCAUCCUCAAUCUUCCCUGCGGAGCUUUCUUGACUGGGUCAAAAAUUUCCGAGGUGACGAUCCAGUCAUAGAGAAAGAAGAGCUUUUGAUGUGUCCAAUGCUGUGGUGUCGCAACACUUUCAAAGAUGUUGAUGCGACUCGUCCCGAACGAUUUUUGGAGUGCGACAAGGGAUGCGAUAUCAUACUUAGACCCAGGCUGCAAAAGAGGGGAACAAAGCUGGCCGUUACAUUCUUCAGGUGGCUGGGUCGCAGACGCUCUCUGAAAAGGACAGAUACUCCUAGAAAAGUCGAGUUAGAGGAUACUGCUCGAGAUGAACGCAUUCGACGGGGCAGCUACAAGGCAGAGCUUGGCAAAGGCCGUCAGACCAUAGCACUUGACACAGAGAAGCAUGGCCUCUGUCCAUCAAAUCUCAGCCAAGGUUCCUCGCAUGCGCACGAGUUGAACACCAGAGCUGACGCUGUCUAUGCUGGAUGGGUGAAUGAGAAAGCGAAAUACCCUGGGGAUCGGUCAAGCGCGGCUGAGAUCACUGGUGGCGAUGUGUCUAGAUCAGAGCUCCCAUCACCACAACGAGUCAAUGUGCGGUCGCUGCACGAGAUGCUCGGCUCAACUCCGUUUGAUACGUCUGAAGCAGGCAGUGACAGCAUCGACGAUAGAGAGCUUGGUCUGCAAGCGUUGGUGACACCGCCGUUGAUUGAUAUGUUUGAUGCUUCUGUUCCAAUUGACCUAGAAUUGCCAACCCUCGAUCCAGUCUAUUGGACGGCAGAAUUACGAGAUCGCGCUAGCUUCAACAUCGCUGAUGCUCACACCGUGACCUCAUUUACGACUUCGCAGGAUCUGCAAGCUGACAACGUUUACGGCCAAAACCACCCAAGUGCUGACACUCUUGGAGAAAGCUUUACCAAAUUUUCUCAUUUCUUGGACGCGGACGCGGACGCGGAUUGUGCCAGUAGUCCAUUCCACAAUCUUCAUGAAGGAAUUGCAAACAUUUAUCCAAGUAUGCCCUCUCUAGGACUUGAUUUUCCAGUGCCACAAACUGCCUCUCCAAGCACCCCGAGUCCAAGUCUGAUCUCCCAGCUGUCCAGCGCAGUGUCACUAAGUAGUCGAACCUCGACACUCAUAUCUCCCACGUCAAACCUUGACUCUCAAGAUUCACGGACCCGACAAGUCCCAGCCGUCAAUGCGGUAGCAAUUUUGGAAGAUGGCAUCAAUGCUUGGAGGUCACAAAGCUCAACGCUUCCACCGCCAAAUUUUGAGGAAACGCAGUCACAGGCCCGUCUUGCUAAGCUAAGAGCCAACACCAUACCAGCCAGCGAUUCGACUGGGUACCAUCGGUACUCAAGCAGUGAGCGCCAGCCAAUCCCCAUUCAGACCCAAAAUCUUGGCACAGAGGUCGACUACGACCAUGGACCCCAUCUAGGGGCCAACCGAGCACAAAUUCGAACCCAAGUCGAAGAGCUUCUAGGACUGGUAAGUAUUGUCAACAAUGAGUGGAUGCAGAGGUUGCUCCCAAGCCCUGAGCUACACAUACGAUGCUCAUCACUGUCCGCUCGUACAUUGCUCGCAAAGGGCAUUUACACUUUGAAGAAUUGGCUUUGUGGAAAACUUGAAAGUAAUUUCGAGGAAGUAUUUUCGUUCAUGCACAUAGCCUUUGCCGCUGCCUUUAUCUUGCACCAUAAGGAUGAGUCGCACUGUUGGGAUGCUUUCAUCCAAGAUGCACUUCAGCUGCAGCACGCAAUGGUCGACAGAGAUGGUAAACUCAUGUUCGUGACGGCUAUCGAUCGUUGGUGGUGGCUACCUGGUCAACAUAGUUUUGAGGAGGCCACUAUCAUGGAGAAAAACAUUUCAUUCCCUGGCGCUGCAGUGGCUGCAAGAACCGACCUUCCUAGGAUUGGCGAACUGGUUAAGAAGAUCAUCAGACCUCUUGAACAGAGAAAAGGUAUUGAGGCUUUUCAAGCCAAUCUAGCGAGUGCUAGCUUCGGUAUAUGUGGCGGAACUCUACGUGAGAUCCGUGAAGUAGAGGUCGUGUUGGUCUCCAGUGCCCGAUGGAGCUCCCAAGCUCUCGAAGUCUUUGAAAGAUUUCAAAAUGACGUGAUGACUCAGUGCGACACAGCUAUGGGCUCAUCAAAUCGAAUGUGGCGUAAUCAGUACUAUAUCGCGGAUCUGAAGGACAUCAUGGAUAUAUUGGGAGAACCGGAGAGGCACCAGGGCUUCGGUUUUGCUUCAAGAUAUCCGCUGAAUACUAGUGUCCUUGCAGUCAACUGCACUCAUGGGAUAUCCGUCGGGUCCCCUACCUCGCUGUCUUCGAGGAGUACUGGAGGUCUUACUGUCGGCUCCUCACCGACCAGUCUUACAACUGGGACAUCUAUGAAUUUAUCCAAAAUGGACGAUGUCAGCACUCAGACGACCUCCCCAAGCGCGGCGUCUCAGGCUUCCACUCCACCUACGUCGUCAGGUUGCAAUAUCUCGACAUCAAAUGUGGAAAUAUGUCAUCUCUGCGGAGAAAGGUUCACAGGUACACCAGCAAACGCAAGAUCGAACUUGGCUCGUCACUUGCGGACAUCGCCAAAACACAACAAAGAUGCAGGUCUCAAGUGUCCCGAACUGGAUUGCCACGCGAGGCCCAAGAGAUCGGAUAACCUGGGGGGCCAUCUUAAGAGAAGACAUGGACUCACUUCACCAUCGAAAUUAGAGCAGGCUAUGAAGAAGAGCAGGGAGCUGAGUACUGUGCCAGGGAACGCUUGA
Molecule: messenger RNA, 2751 nt
Organism: Letharia lupina
Lineage: Eukaryota; Fungi; Ascomycota; Lecanoromycetes; Lecanorales; Parmeliaceae
Exons: 7
Coding region: 1-2751 (916 amino acids)
Source: RefSeq, a predicted model, not a curated record